AUGGUACGGUAUAAUCUAGUAGAACUUAGCGAUAAAAGCACGCCGAUAAACGAUCCAGAUUCAAAAGUCAAAAUCAUUGAUGUUUGGAAACAUAAUUUGGACAGGGAAAUGCUAAAGAUUAUUAACCUUGUCGAAAAGUAUCCCUGCAUCGCAAUGGACACCGAGUUUCCUGGUGUUGUGGCAAAACCAACUGGUAAUUUCCGUACACCAUCAGAAUAUCACUACCAAACUCUGAAAUGUAAUGUGAACUUGUUGAAAGUGAUUCAGAUUGGAUUGACCUUUACCGACACUGAAGGAAAUAUACCUGAGGAUGGGCAAUGUGUUUGGCAAUUUAAUUUCAAGUUUAAUUUGAAGGAAGACAUGUAUGCUCAAGAUUCGAUUGACCUUUUAGCUGACAGUGGUAUAAAAUUUUCAAAUCAUGAAAAAGAAGGAAUUGAUGUUGAAACGUUUGGAGAAAAACUAAUUUCAUCUGGUAUUGUACUUUCCGAUGAGGUGAAAUGGAUCUCUUUUCACAGCGCCUAUGACUUUGGAUAUCUGAUAAAGCUCUUAACUAAUGAGGUCCUUCCUGAAGCGGAAUCAGAGUUCUUUGAACUAUUACAUACAUUUUUCCCUUGUCUCUAUGACAUCAAGUAUCUGAUGAGGAGCUGUGAUACUCUAAAAGGAGGCUUAAAUCAGUUGGCUGAGGAUUUGGGAAUAAGGAGAAUAGGGCCAGCCCACCAGGCAGGUUCUGACAGCUUAUUAACAAGCGCGACCUUUUUCAAAAUGAUGAAAGUUUUCUUUGAGAAUAACAUGAACGAUAAGAAAUAUAUAGGUGUUUUGUAUGGAUUAGGAGAAGGUUUCGAUUCUACUCAUGGAGGUUUGGGCUAUAAGAACUCUAGUACAAAACGAGUCGGCAACGUACAGAAUGUUCAACACAAUAUUCAGUCAAUCAGUAACUCGAACGCAGAAAUUGCAACAGACUACACGUAG
This is a messenger RNA of Naegleria lovaniensis, 969 nucleotides long. RefSeq lists its product as uncharacterized. Bases 1 to 969 code for a protein of 322 amino acids. The record is from RefSeq and is a predicted model, not a curated record. The transcript has 2 exons. Gene Ontology annotation, cellular component: CCR4-NOT complex; P-body; CCR4-NOT core complex. Gene Ontology annotation, molecular function: poly(A)-specific ribonuclease activity; nucleic acid binding. NCBI's taxonomy places the organism in Eukaryota, Heterolobosea, Eutetramitea, Acrasida, Naegleriidae.